GUUCUAUUCUUUAGGAACGUAACGGACGAGUUAUCAAAUAAGAUAUCAUUCAUUGAUCCUGAUGGGAAUUCUGUUGAAACCAUAAUGGAGAAAGGUCAUCAUACUAGUAUCAUUCUAGAUGCAUACAAUAAGUUAGCAACUAGCCGCACCUAGGCAGGUUAUGGAAGAUGACGCUCGUGGCGGCUAUGUGGAUAGGGGGGCCGGUUGAGGAAGGGACGACUGAAGAGGGCCACGGUCCUAUGGCGGAGGGCAGAUUAAAUUCCGUUAUGGCUUUGAAGCUUGAUGCGGCAGCUGGAUGCAGGACACAAAUCGGAACCUGUGCUGGGUUGGGGGCUGGUCGAGGGGACAGUCUGGAACUCAGUGGAGGUGGUGGGGCUGCUGGACGUGCUGUGGAAGGUGGUGAAGAUGUUGGACCAGGGCAGGUUGGCCGUGAUCAAGAGGAUGGGAGCAGUGAAUCUCAGUGCUUUGAGGACCAAAGAUUGGAAAAAAAGUUGACCUGGGAUCUGGCUAUAGAAUCAGGUGCGAUGUUGUUCAAUGAGGAAGAUGACAUCAUGGUAAUCCUCCAGGCACAGAAUGAAGAAAUAGCUCGGAAGAGAAAAGUGGCGAAACAAAAGGCAAAGAUGAGGCGUUGCAGACCCAAAUCUACAAAACAGUGAUUUUAGAGCUUAUAGGACAAGAAUGGCUCAGAGGAUGGAAAGGAAGCAUGCAAAAGUGGAAGGAAUACAAGAAGUUGGAGAAAUUGCUAAGCUGUCCAGCUUGACCUCUUCGCACUCAAAUGGCUAUAACUUUAGCUAUAGAGGUCCAAAUGACGCGGUUCCAGUUGGGUUGGAAAGCUAACGUCCGGGGCUUCGAUUUGAUAUAUAAUAUGUCGUAGUUGCUCUGACGCUAGGUGACGCGGUCACGUGAUCCACGCGGACGCGUCGCAGUAGCGAAAAACCAGUGUGGCAGAUUUCAUCUCUAGCAAUUUCUGGGCUGUUUUCGACCCAGUUUGCGGCCCAGAAAACACAGAU
Molecule: messenger RNA, 1010 nt
Organism: Arachis ipaensis
Lineage: Eukaryota; Viridiplantae; Streptophyta; Magnoliopsida; Fabales; Fabaceae
Source: RefSeq, a predicted model, not a curated record